AAGUGGCUAUGCCUAUGAAUGGAGUAAACAGGAGUGAGUUAAGAUUUGUAUGUUCCACAAUUUGGGCUCUCUCCUCCACCCAACCACCCACUCUCCUCCAUGCGGCACACGGAUCUGUAGUAUCCUUCUAACUUGUUUUUAUCGGACCCUAUCAUGAACCAAUCAUCAAUUCUUAUACUUGUUUGGAAACCACUUGACUCUUAUCGGUAAUUUUAGCAUUUCAACUAUCUUUUCAUUACAUUAAUUUCCAAUUCAACUUUGGGAGAUUUUGACAUUUUCUUAAAUGUUUGGGAGCCCUCCAUUACAUCUCUCAACAUUCCCUACUUGCUUAUCUUCACCUUUGAUUAUUCUUCCCAGUAAUUCCUACCUUCCAUAUGGACCCCGGAGAAAGAUAAACAGGAUAACAGCUAUUUCUGCAGAUGCAGGGAAUGUUGAACCAUCCUCUCCUUCUGGAUCAAACAACCCUCUUUCACUUGUUUUCGACAUACCUCGUGCCAUUUGGAGGCAAACUACACGUCCAUUAACCGAUUUUGGGUUUGGUGGUAGGAGCAUUUGGGAAGGUGGCGUUGGUCUCUUUCUGGUUUCCGGUGCAGUUCUUUUUGCACUUAGUUUAGCAUGGUUGAAGGGUUUCCAAAUACGAUCCAGGUUCAACAAGUACACAGCAACAUUUGAGUUUUCUCAGGCUUCUGGUAUAUCUACUGGAACACCCGUGAGGAUCCGAGGGGUGACUAUUGGUGAUGUCGUUCGUAUCAAUCCUUCCUUAACAAGCAUUGAAGCAGUUGUUGAGAUUGAAGAUGAUAAAACAAUCAUACCACGUAAUUCAUUGGUUGAAGUUAACCAGUUAGGUCUUCUUAUGGAGACUAUAAUUGACAUUACUCCUCGACACCCCAUUCCAACACCUUCCGCUGGACCUCUUGACCAUGAAUGCCAUAAAGAAGGUCUCAUUGUGUGUGAUAGACAAAAGAUUAAGGGUUACCAAGGGGUAAUUUUGGAUGCAUUGGUUGGGAUAUUUACCCGUCUUGGCCGAGAUGUAGAGAAAAUUGGUAUUGCCGACACCUAUUCAUUGGCUGAAAGAGCUGCCUCUGUUAUUGAAGAAGCAAAACCACUUCUUACAAAGAUCAAAGCCAUGGCUGAAGAUCUUCAACCUUUGCUGGCUGAUGUCCGUGAUAGUGGUCUAUUGAAGGAAGUUAAGAAUUUAACUCGAAGCCUUACACAAGCCUCUGAUGAUUUGAGAAGGGCACAUUCAUCAAUUAUGACCCCAGAGAACACUGAACUGAUCCAAAAGUCCAUAUACACUCUCAUAUUUACCCUGAAAAAUAUUAAGAAUGUUAGCUCUGACAUUAUGGGCUUCACUGGUGAUGAAGCUACACGAAAGAAUUUGAAGCUACUAAUUAAGUCUCUCAGCAGGUUAUUGUGAAGUCAAAUUCCAAUCAUAAUAGGGCAUAAUACAAAUAGUUUAUUUCCAAUGUUUUUCAUCAAUCACAACAUUGAAGGGGGAACAGUAAUCUGUGGCUGUUAUAGUUGAUUCUAAGUUCUGGUAUUUCCUAUAGUUCUUGCACUUGCAUUGUGUCCUGAUAAAAAUGUAUCUUUCCCGAUUUUGAAUGAAGUGUAGAUGGCAGGUGAUUGCUCUGAGCAUAUCCUUGUUUUACUAUUUAA
Vicia villosa (hairy vetch) is the source of this 1656-nucleotide messenger RNA. RefSeq names its product protein TRIGALACTOSYLDIACYLGLYCEROL 2, chloroplastic-like. The record is from RefSeq and is a predicted model, not a curated record. Gene Ontology annotation, molecular function: phospholipid binding; lipid carrier activity. The coding region runs from base 284 to 1417 and encodes 377 amino acids. The transcript has 7 exons. Gene Ontology annotation, cellular component: chloroplast inner membrane. Lineage: Eukaryota; Viridiplantae; Streptophyta; Magnoliopsida; Fabales; Fabaceae.